Molecule: messenger RNA, 2614 nt
Organism: Amyelois transitella
Lineage: Eukaryota; Metazoa; Arthropoda; Insecta; Lepidoptera; Pyralidae
Gene: Cog4
Product: conserved oligomeric Golgi complex subunit 4
Exons: 15
Coding region: 118-2250 (710 amino acids)
Source: RefSeq, a predicted model, not a curated record
AGCUGACUGUUGUUUUCGUUAUGUUGUGUUGGAACAAGAAACCAAACAAAUUAAAACCAAUUUAAUAAAAAGAAAAAUAAUCGUUUGUAAAAUUUUAUUUAAGAGCUUAAUUAAAAAAUGUCUCUUACUUUGCUUUUAGAGAAAUAUGAUGUUUCCACAGAAGAGGGUCUACAAAAAGCCAUAACAGAAAUUGAAAAAGAAGAGGCAGAAGUGGAUGAAGCGCUUUCGGACGUAUUGUCCCGUGCCUGUUCCCUGGAGGGGAGGCUGCGGACCGCCAGUCAGGCGUACACGAAGCUCGGAGAAGUGAAGGCUGACGCCCAAGUGGCCGCAGACAUGGUGGACAAAACUGCAGUGCUCGCGAGGGAUGUCAGCGCUAAAGUGCGGCAACUUGAUCUGGCCAGGUGCCGUGUGGCUGAGUGUCAGCGGCGGGUGCACGAUCUGAUAGACCUCCAGCUGUGCAGCGCGGGGGUGGAAGCUGCUAUCAAAGCCCAUGAUUAUGAGACAGGAGCGGCGCACGUGUCCCGCUUCCUGAGCAUGGACCCGCGCUCGCUGCACGCGGCCCGCGCCCGCGGCGCGCCCUCCGCGCCCGACCCGCGCCGCGCCAUGGCGAAGGCGGCCGACACGCUCAGGGAACAUCUCGUCACCAGGUUCCAAGAGGCGUCAAAGAAGGAAGACGACGCCGCUAUUGAGCGUCUGUUCAAGUUGUUCCCGCAAAUCGGACGAGCGGAGGAGGGAGUCAAUCUCUUGGCCAAAUACUUGGCUCGUCAGGUUGAGGCCAACAUUCGUCGCGCCAGCGUGGUCUCCAACACCGGACCAGCCGUGUACGCUGAAGCAUUGACUCGAGUCCUGGAGAUAGGUGGAGCCGCCGUGGAACGAGUGAGGAAACUGGCCACUGGUACCCCGGGCCUCCUCAAUGCUGCCAUUGUGAUCAUACAGCCUGUGGUGUGCGCCGGAGCCUCCCGAGUGAGCGCCGCCCUCCGGAGCGCCCGCGCGGACGUGCUCAGCCCCGCGGGCUCCAAGCGGAACGCCCUGGCGGCUGAACCUGUUCUCCUCGAACUGGCGCUGUGUCUCAACAGAAUUAGGCUGUAUUUCGACUUCCUCACCAGGAAAGUGGAGGCCGAUGCGUCAACCCUGGAUGAAGCGAAUCAGAAGGCGGCUUCAGAACAAAUUGAGAAGACGAUCGCCAAGUGCGAGCUGACGAGGACUGCGCAAGACCUGCUGGGGCAGUACUUAGCUUUAGAGAGAUUCUUCUUAGAGGAGAGCGUGAACAAAGCGCUGAAGCUGGCCGCGCCGAGUGCGGGCGCUGUGACCUCGAGCCUCGUGGACGACGUGUUCUUCAUCGCCAGGAAGGUCAUCAGACGCAGCAUCUCCACGGGCAGCGUGGACGGCGCGUGCGCGGUGCUGAACGAGGCGGGCGCGCUGCUGGAGCGCGCGUGCGCGGCGCUGCGCCGCUGCGUGCGCGCCGCGCCGCCCGACGCGCUGCCGCUGCCCGCGCCGCCCGCGCGCGGCCCGGCGGAUGCGGCGCCCGCGCUCGCGCUCAACAGCCGGCUCAACAGGGAUGUGGAGGCGCAAAGGAGUCUGUUCUUGGCGCACAUGAACGAAGCGGAAGCGGGCGGCGAGUGGGCGGAGCGGCUCGCGGCCGAAGCGGUCGCCGAGGCCGCGCCGCUGUGUCGCUCGCGGCGGGAACUCGACAAGCUGCAGUCGUGUGCCGCGGGCCUGGGUUCCGCCGCAGCGGCGUUCGUGGCUGCGCACGAGUUGUCGCUGGCGGCGCUGGCGGCCGCUCUCAAGCACAAGGUCGUGGCGUGGGCCGAGUACCUCGCCGACCCGGGCCGCGAUGGUGAUGAAGCGGAAGAUGAUUGCGACGCGGGCGCAUUGCCACAAGCUCUGGAGACGCUGAGCGAAGCCGCGAGGCAGGCCUUGUCUGCGAGCUCUGCGGAGCGCCUGCUGUCCGCGCUCGUCAGCGAUGUGGCCGCCCGGGCCGAGGCCAGGGUGCUGCUCCACCACUACACCAGGAUGGGCGGAUUCCUGGUGGAGCGCCGAGCUCGUCGCCUCGCGGCGUGGUGCGGCGGCGGCGCGGCGGCGGCCCGCGAGCGCUGCGCUCGGCUGGCGGCGCUGGGCGCGCUGCUGGCGCUGGACAGCGCUGCGCACGCGGCGGACGUGCCGCACAAGCUGGGCCCGCAGCUCGUCAGGGACGUGCUCGCCAGGAGAAUUGACUUCAAAAUAGAAGACAUCAAAAGAUUGAAACUAUAAGCGGAAUCCGUCAAUUUGCAUUUAAUUUUAUUAUUAUUGUAAUACGAAAUGUUUAAUAAAUUAUAUUAUAUAAUAUAUUAUGAAGGUGAAUAAAACAAAUUAUAUGUCUAACAAGUUUUAUUUUAAAAUACAUUACGGCAUUAAUAAAAUACUGAAAAAACAUAGCUAGCUUGAACAUAACCUAUUAUUUAGAUAGAUAAACUCUUUAUUGCAACAUAAGAGUAUAACACACAAAACAGCACAAAAGAGACAGAGAUGGUACAAAGGCGGACUUAUCGCUAAUGCCAUCCCUUUCAGUCAACUUUAGCGUUAAUAUACUAUAUUAUAUAUUUAAACUAGACAGUGGAAAAAUAUUCAACAUCAU